Molecule: messenger RNA, 732 nt
Organism: Corythoichthys intestinalis (scribbled pipefish)
Lineage: Eukaryota; Metazoa; Chordata; Actinopteri; Syngnathiformes; Syngnathidae
Gene: npm3
Product: nucleophosmin/nucleoplasmin, 3
Exons: 5
Coding region: 94-591 (165 amino acids)
Biological process (GO): chromatin remodeling
Cellular component (GO): nucleoplasm; cytoplasm; nucleolus
Molecular function (GO): chromatin binding; histone binding; RNA binding
Source: RefSeq, a predicted model, not a curated record
ACGUUGCCUUUAUUUAUUUAUUUUUUUUAUUCCCGCGGAUGAUAUAGUUGGACUCCAACGUGUUAGCAGCAAAACUUACUUUCACACGGCAUUAUGUCUUUCACAGACGACGAAUCGUUUGAUGUCGACUUGGCGAGCCAAACAAAGCUGGAGAGCUUCCUGUUCAGUUGCGAGCUUUCCUCCAAAGUUCCUUUUUACUGCUUCCAAGGAGAUGAGGACGACGACAUGGAGCACUUCGUUGAGCUCAGAACGGUAUGCUUGGGGGAAAAUGCCCUGGAGGAGAGUAACAUAGUGGAGGUUACAGCCAUGAAUCACCAAGGAAAGACAACUUCAGUGCCCAUUGCUAACCUCCACAUCAACUGCCUCCCAAUGGUGAGCUUGGGUGAAUUUGAGCUCAAGGCACCGGUGACGAUCCGCUUGAAGUCUGGCUCAGGACCAGUGACCAUCAGUGGCCUGCAUUUAAUUGCUUCAGAGAUUGACGAGUCCGACUUGGAAGAAGAAGAGGAUGAAGAUGAGGACGACGACGAAGACGACUCGGAGGAGGAUGAUCUCAGCCCCGUUAAACCAGCAAAGAAGAAGAAGAAGCAGUAGCUGCCUCAUUAGCCCUCUCUUCACUGUUGUUGAUACAUUUCAGGAAAUAAUUAAUGGACCAAGUAUUUGUACACCGAAUGGAACAAUUGAAUCCCUUCUUUUGCAAGGAAAUAAAAGUUUGCCUCCACCUGCUUCUGUUCU